Molecule: messenger RNA, 3627 nt
Organism: Cydia pomonella (codling moth)
Lineage: Eukaryota; Metazoa; Arthropoda; Insecta; Lepidoptera; Tortricidae
Exons: 2
Coding region: 1324-2193 (289 amino acids)
Source: RefSeq, a predicted model, not a curated record
UCUUGUUGUCUGAAUAAAUAAACGUAAUAAUAAAAAUAUGUCUAAUUGACACGGAAAUGUACCCUACUUUUAUAGUGGUCCAUUGAUGGAACCUCGAUGGAACCCUAACGUAGCCGUAGGUAAGUAGUUACGAAUACGUUCUACUAGUAGUUCUAACGUAGGAAGUUAAAGCCGUUCAAAGUUUAAUCACCAAUAUGUUACAUAUAUUCCUCUCUUAGCUAAAGAAAACUUUGUAUAAAGUCCUAUCAGGGUGCUGUCGAUAACAUAACAGCAAUUUCGGCAAAAUUCCGAAGAGCGAUUCCUCAACUCCUUAACGUACUCGUACCUGUAUAUAUUAUACAUAGAGUUAUAAACAGGUAGCGCGCAUUUCUACCGCCUUGUGCUUUUACCUUUUCUAAGAAUGUUUAAGGAACGUAUUACUGUUGACAAGCUUCUUAUUCAAUUCACCUGAACCCUGCCUGUCACUUAUUUAUACAGAUAUUUCCAUAAAAUUAUUUUUGGGAUGUGGAUGCUACAAAUUGCUUUAUCAGCGCAGUAUGACUAUGAAUGAAUUGUCAGAUUGGCGGAAACCGGCACUUUCCGCACGACGAAGACAAAGGGCGUUGAAAUGCGUUGCUAUUUUGCAUCAGGCAUGAAAUCACUGGAUGAUUGCAGCCAAAUGGAAUCUUUCUCAGCGAACUCUAUAGAGCCCAAUUGCCUCUUAUGAGACACCCAAGCUGCGGGAUAAUAAUAUGGCAAUCCCUUACGUCAUCAAGUACAAUUUAUAACAUGCAGAACCGACUAGAAUUUGGUACUUUUGCUUGACUUGAUAUACAAUAAUAAGCAGGUACAGUCGACGUCAAAUAAAUGUUUAUACUUUGCACCUUACUCCUUAGUAAUAAGACGAAAAUGUAAAUUUAAAUUUGACUUCGACUGUACAUUGGUAUUAUUGGUAAGUAAUGUAAGUAUUAGGUAUUAUAGGCCAUGUAAUAAUUUUGUGUAAACCACUCGUAGGCUUAUGUGUAUAAAAUACCUGCUGUUGUAUUUUUAAACGACCAAGAUUUCAAAAAGGAGGAGGUUUUCAAUUCGGUUGUAUGUUUUUUUUGUUUUUAAUUAUAAUAUAUUGUUAUUAUAAUAUGUUUCACGUACAUACUAGAUAAUUUUAACUCUUUAGCUAGUCCAAGAUAAUUAUAUCGCUUAAUAAGUAUUUCGUGGACUGAAAUACCUAUUUACGGAGCGCUCAGUAGCCGGAUUCACAUUGACGAAAUUUAGUUGUUUCCAUAAAUAAUACCUUUUCUGUUUAAAUUAUUUCUAGUUGGUCUCCGGUCGUUGUCACUAGAUAACAUGGCACCAGUUGACGACAACCAAGCAUAUGAAGGAGAAGAUGGAGACUAUCAGUUUACAAAUAAUUUUAUUGAUACACCAUGGGACGAUCGAUCGAAAAAAAGCAAGAUUGGAAUAAUUUCAUUAUUAGUGGCAAUUUUUGCUGUGAUAGCUACUUGCGUCUGUCAUAAUUUCAUGAUGCACUAUGCAUCUGGAUCUUUUCCUACAUUCAAAGUUGAAAACACUUGCCCCUUAAUUAAUUUUAACGAUAUAGGAUAUUAUAACUUUGUCGCCAAGGUGUAUUCGUUAUCGUCGAAAGAACUGCUGUGCGUCGGGGCUGUGUUGAGUGAUAAUGCUGUGCUGGCGGACGAAAUCUGUGCUAGAGACGGACCCGUUAUUUUGGUCAUAGGACAUUCCAAAGAUCCACGCUGCAAGAAAGGUCAUGCUGUUGAUGAAAUUAUAGAGGUCGAUCACGAGGGGAUGUUAUCCCAAAAAUUAAUUAUACUAAAGACCAAAGGUGAUUUCGCCGAAUGUCGAAGUACUAUCCAUAUAGGAUCAGAAUUAGAGUGGAAGACGCCCGCCCAUAUUAUCGGGCGGCCAUUGACGCACAGUGGCCGAGCACUUAUCACUAAGCAGCCAGUGGCUGUGUUCGGAAGAGGUAACUGUUCUAUACCAGGAACGUUGAGCCAAAAACUGGAUAAAAAUAUGAUAAUUUGCGUUACAAAUUUCGGUCGUUGUCAAGUACACGCCGGGGACUUGCUCACACAGCGGGGGCGCCUGUUCGGGCUGGCGUCCACCGGGGUGCAUCGCGCGGGGAGCACGGCGGCUUACUUCGCUGAUUUAAACUCCGUAAGGGAAAAAAUUGCACCAUUCUUCAAAGUAGAUUUUUAAAAGAUGUACAAAACAAGAAAAACACUUGACGUUCAGACUCAAACAGUUAUUAUCUCGAAUAUGUAUGUACAUGUACAUACCUACUUAAUGCAUAUAAGAAUAUAAAAUUACCUAAAUUUUUACCUCUGGAUAAAGUUGAUAAAAAACCUUCGACCCCUGUAAACACAUUGUCAACGAGUCAAAAUUCAUAAAUUGUUUAGGUCUACCACUAUACAGGUGAAAUGGUUCCACUCGUCCGUACGCAAAAAGUGAAAGACGUGUGCAAGACGUGUCUGACAUUUCCCCCCGCAAAAUAUGGCAGAAUUUGUACGGUAUGAUAUCGCUUGGGCUCUUCUUUUCCGAGGUGUCGGAUGCGGGUGUUGCUCUUUAUUGUGGGUAUUGUAGGCACACUGAAUAACUUUUACUAUGCGGCAAAACCCGAAAUCAUGAAAAAAAAAUCUGCCGUCGCGUACUUUUAUGUCAAUGUUUUCAUGGAACAGCUGAUUUAUAUCGCGAUUUCGGGGUUGGCCCCAAAGUAAAAGUUGUUCAGUAUGAUCCAUAUAUACAUACCCCUAAGCGUAUGGUCAAACAUAACAAUUUCACCCUGUAUUGAUGCGGUUUAUAAGAAGUUGCUAUGGUUAAUAGACUGAUUGACUGGCUUAGCUAUGUGCGACUGAUUAGAAUAAUGAGUAAGACUUUCUUAGUAAGUAUAAUAACUAUUAUAAUAACUCCCUACGCUAAUAAUACGUUUUUUUUUUCUAAAUAUGAAAUAAUGCCUUUCCUUAAAUUGUUUUGCAAAAGAGCUGGAACUGCUGGUUCGAUUUUUAUCAAACUAUUGCAAGGAAAUUCGCUUUCACGAAAAAAACCACAUUGAAAUCGGUCCAUUCGUUUGAGAAACAUUGGCGUCAAACAUAUAACAUCCCUCUUUUUGUGUCGUUCGCUCUUACUCGUCCAUACAAAAAGAGAAAAUGUUUUUUCACUUCUAAAUAUUUUCCAUUCUCCAAGAUUUUUUACUAAGUAUGUUAUUGACACAAUGAAAAACUAGGUUUAUAUGUAUUACUUUUUUUUUCAAAAUUUGCAAAACAAUUUUUUUCCAAAAAGGGAAACUUAUAUACCUAGAAAAUAUGUAUUAUACUAAAGCGAUCGACAUCAAAAUCAAAGUGAUAUGUUCAGAUUUAGUUAAUGGAAACCGUUUUCUACCGAAAUGGAAUUUCAUAGGAAAAGUACCGUUAUUUCGUUAGCAUCGCGAAGCUAUUCUUCUCUCUUAAAAAGGCACCUUCUGCUAGAAACCCAUCGCAUUACUGCUUUAACAACUGCUUGAUUUAUGUGGUAGAUAUCUAUACGAAGCAUCUACUUAUAUAUAUAGUGUUUUUUUAAUAACGUAAGUGCCCCAUUUAGAAAAUAUAUACCUGCUUAGCAAUGCUUUCAGUAUAUUACAAUGGUUCUCAAAAACGA